AGAUCUUAAUAUUGUUUUUUCCACCAUGAACAAUUCUGCAGAACCUGACUUCGAAAGACUUGGAACGCCUUAUGCCAUCUUGUUGAUUUCUAUCAACGUCUGCACCUCCCUUGUGGCCUGCAUCUUGAACCUCUUAAUCAUAUUGACUUUUGUAAAGUCACCUUCAAUGCGAACACCUUCGUUCUUUCUUAUUCUUUGUUUGGCCAUCGCUGAUUUUGGUGUUGGGUCUCUGGUGCAGCCGGUUUAUUGCAUUGAAUUGUUUGCCAGAAUGAAUGAAGCGCGUGAAUUGCUUUCUUAUGCGGCGUCGUUUAGAUUGGGAAGUACAUGGGUCUUAGUGGCUUCAUCUUUUCUGACGAUUACUGCCAUCACCAUAGACCGUUUCCUUGCUAUUCACUUAAAUUUAAGAUAUCAAGAAAUUGUCACAACCAAGCGGUCAUGUAUAGUUGUGGUCGUUAUUUUCAUAGUUAGUCCGUUUGGAAUUUUUGCUGGACUACGCGGGCGUUUUCCUGUCGUCAAAAUAAUCUUUGCUUCUCUUAUUGUGAUUCUCUUACUGCUCAACAUAUUCCUGAUGGCAAAAAUUUUUCAAAACGUAAGUAAACAUUCAGCAAACAUCAGAGCUCAAGGAAAAUCGGUGGCACUGCAGGGAAGCUUGAGCCUUUCACGAUAUAAGAAGACAGUGAACACAAUGUACUAUAUCAUUGGGGUGUUUGGAGUUUGCUACAUUCCCGUCGCUAGUAUAAACAUCGCACUAAACAUUUCUAAACUCAAGCUACCCUUUCCUAUCGCUUUUUACUUAGUACAUGUACCUAUAACGCUAAUGUUGAUAAACAGUGCCUUGAAUCCAGUAAUCUAUUGCUGGAGAAUACAAGACAUGAGAAACGCUGUUUUGCACCUGUUUCGAAAACCAUGACCCUUGAUUACUGAUUAACGACCGAAAACGGCAUAAAWCAAGAUAGCGGCAUGAGAUAACCACAGUCAUCAUUGAUCUUGUCAUUAUAGAUAAAUUGUAAGUUGAAUAAAUUUUUUGGCGCUCAGUCCAC
Messenger RNA from Exaiptasia diaphana, 1040 nucleotides. Its product is annotated as melanocyte-stimulating hormone receptor-like. Bases 26 to 910 code for a protein of 294 amino acids. The transcript has a single exon. Gene Ontology annotation, biological process: G protein-coupled receptor signaling pathway. Gene Ontology annotation, cellular component: membrane. The record is from RefSeq and is a predicted model, not a curated record. Gene Ontology annotation, molecular function: melanocortin receptor activity. NCBI's taxonomy places the organism in Eukaryota, Metazoa, Cnidaria, Anthozoa, Actiniaria, Aiptasiidae.